Molecule: messenger RNA, 1417 nt
Organism: Malania oleifera
Lineage: Eukaryota; Viridiplantae; Streptophyta; Magnoliopsida; Santalales; Ximeniaceae
Product: probable 3-hydroxyisobutyrate dehydrogenase-like 2, mitochondrial
Exons: 1
Coding region: 287-1207 (306 amino acids)
Molecular function (GO): oxidoreductase activity; NADP binding; NAD binding
Source: RefSeq, a predicted model, not a curated record
AAAUAAAAACCGAAAGAAAAUAGAAAAUUAAUAAUAUAAAUAAAAUGCAUUAUCAUUAUUAUCCUUUUUUUUUUUUUAAAAAAAAUUAUACUAUAUUUCCACUUUCAUUUUUCCUCCCUUCCCAGUUUCCACCAAAGAGCCCCACCCACAGAAACCAGAGUUAAGUCGCCGUCCAUAAAACUCCUUUCAAGUUUCAACCUUACUUGGCACCGCCACGAGCUAGAUCCAUCCGUCCCUACUCCCAGCUCGGUUUCCCAUCAGAGUUUUCCAUCUCUUCACAAUUCACAUGGAAACUCCCUACCCCCAACCCAUUACCGCCACCAAGACCCGCGUUGGCUGGAUCGGCAUUGGCGUCAUGGGCUCCGCCAUGGCCUCUCGCCUACUCUCCGCCGGCUACUCACUCACCAUCUACUCCCGCACCCCAUCAAAAGCCUCUUCUCUACAAUCCCAAGGCGCCCGCCUCGCCCCCUCCCCCGCCGACGUAGCCCGCUCCUCCGACGUCGUCUUCACCAUGGUGGGACGCCCGCAAGAUGUUCGUUCAAUUGUCUUUGACAAUGAGGGCAUUCUAUCGGGGCUGAACCCCGGCGCCGUCUUCGUCGAUCACACCAGCAGCCACCCCAGUCUCGCCAAAGAGAUAUUUGCCGCCGCCCUUGAAAGGGGUUGCUGGGCUGUGGACGCCCCCGUCUCCGGCGGUGAUAUUGGGGCGAGGGAGGGGAAGUUGGCCAUCUUAGCGGGCGGCGAUGCUGGGGUGGUGAAGUGGCUGUCGCCGUUGUUCGAAGUUAUGGGGAGGGCGACUUUUGUGGGCGGCGCCGGGUGCGGUAUGAGCUGCAAGAUUGCGAACCAAAUCGCUGUGGGAGGGAACUUGGUUGGGUUGAGUGAGGGGUUGGUGUUUGCGGGGCGGGCGGGUUUGGAUGCGAGGCAGUUCUUGGAGGCGGUGAGGGGUGGAGCGGCAGGCUCAAUGGUGAUGGAGUUGUUUGGGGAGAGAAUGAUAGGGAGAGACUUUAGGCCGGGCGGGUUUGCAGAGUAUAUGGUGAAGGACUUGGGGAUGGGUGUGGAUGUGGUGGAGCACGGGAAGGAUGAGAAGGUGGGGGUGUUGCCUGGAGCUGCUCUCUGCAAGCAACUGUUUUCAAGCAUGGUGGCCAAUGGAGAUGGGAAGCUUGGCACUCAAGGCCUCAUUAGCGUUAUAGAAAGGAUAAAUGGCAUGUAAGGCCCUCUUAUUAAUGUUUGGAGUAUGCUGCUGGAAUUGAAAGUGAGAUAAUGUAAGUUAAAUAAUUUGGGAGAGCUGGGAAUUGGGGCUCGGAGUGUUUUGUGUCAUUUUGUUCAAUUGGAGCUAAGAUGUGUGAUAAAAACAAAAUGAUGGAUGGAUGGAUGUAUUUACUUUUUUAAUUAUUUAAGUGGAAGUUAAUGGUUGAAACCA